This is a messenger RNA of Homalodisca vitripennis (glassy-winged sharpshooter), 3060 nucleotides long. RefSeq names its product kinesin-like protein KIF11. The transcript has 16 exons. Bases 270 to 2906 code for a protein of 878 amino acids. The record is from RefSeq and is a predicted model, not a curated record. Gene Ontology annotation, molecular function: ATP binding; plus-end-directed microtubule motor activity; microtubule binding. NCBI's taxonomy places the organism in Eukaryota, Metazoa, Arthropoda, Insecta, Hemiptera, Cicadellidae. Gene Ontology annotation, biological process: microtubule-based movement.
UUCAAAACUGAAAACAAUCUAAACGUUAUGUGUUUUCACUUUUAGGCUACUUAGGCCAUGUAUAAUAUUCUUUUUUGUUCAGUUCGGUGUGUCAAACUGUAUUGUGUUUUUGUAUUCUUAGUUAACAAUGUUCGUCUGACUACCUUCACAAGGAAAAGUCUCUAUUUUUAAAAAUUUUACGUGGUUGGCUUCGAACAGCCGUGCUACGUUUGAAUAAUUUUUAUAUUGUCUUUAUUAUUUAUUUAUUUUAACAUUAAGAAACGACGAAAAUGUCAUCUAAUCCUCAAGCAAUAAAUGUCCAAUCAUACAUCAGAGUGAGACCGUUGAAGCAGAAUGAAAAAAGAACCAACCAUUUAGAAUUUUUGCCGAAGGAAAUAACAAUUAAGUCAGAAAAUGGUCGAAAUGACAAAUGUUUGACUUUUGAUAAAGUAUUUGAUGUAAAUACAAAACAGGAGACUGUAUACAAUACUGUUGUCCGGCCAAUGAUCAAAGAAGUUUUACAGGGCUACAAUUGCACUGUUUUUGCAUAUGGACAAACUGGCACAGGGAAAACAUAUACAAUGACAGGGGAACAAAUUGUUCCAGGCCAAGAGAAUGUACAUGCUGGUAUAAUUCCUCGUGUGAUGGAGGAUAUCUUUAAUGAACUUGAAGCAUCAAAUUGCAAGUAUCAAGUGUCAAUCAUAUACAUUGAAUUAUAUAACGAGAAAUUGCGGAACUUAUUGGAUAGUCAAAGUACAGUGGAUGAUUCAAUCAUGGAUUCCAACAUACAGAUGCUCGAUGAUAGAGAGGGUGGUGUGGUCCUGAAAGGUCUGGUGCCCAUUCCUGUCAAGUCCAGGGAUGAAGCGUUUAGGAUACUGUGUGAAGGUGCACAAAAACGGCAGAGUGCUGCAACUUGCAUGAAUAUGAAUUCCAGUCGAUCUCAUACAAUCUUCACUAUCAACGUGAACAUCAAGGAGAUUGCAAUUGAUGACAGAGAAGAUGUGAUGAGAAUCGGCAAACUUCAUUUGGUGGACUUGGCAGGAAGUGAGAACGCUUCCAAGUCUGGUGCCAGUGACAUGGCCAAUCGCAAUGCGCUCGGAGUCAAUCGACGGCUGACAGAAGCAAGCAACAUCAACCGGUCGUUACUGACACUGGGUCGAGUAAUUACUAGCAUCACUGAAAACAAUCCACACAUCCCGUACAGAGAAUCUAAACUAACUCGCUUACUGAGAGACUCUUUGGGUGGAAGAACAAAAACUUGCAUAAUCGGGACAAUAUCUCCUGCCCAGUCCAACCUUGACGAGACGGAGAGCACCCUCAACUAUGCGUACAAGGCUCGUUCCAUCAAGAACAAACCGGAGAAAAACAGAAAUAUAUCUGACAAAGAGUUCAUGCAGGUUGUUGAUGGAAAAAUAUCCCACCUCAAACACGAACUAGAAACUUUGAGGCAAGCCGAAGGAUUUUACAUAUCUACCGAGACCAGUGAGGAAAUGGUGUCACGCAUACAAGAAUUGGAAAAUUAUUUGAAAAACAGUGAAGAAGAAUACAACAAUCUGAAUACUGCUUAUUUGGAAAAACAGGAAACAUUUAAGCAACUAAACACUGAUUAUGGUAUCAAAUGUUUAGAGUACGAUAACUUGAAGAAGUCAUUCCAAACUGAAAUCAAAAGCUACAAGGAAGAACUGAAUCGAUUGUCAAAAGAAAUACUAGUCAGUGAAUAUUUCAUUAAAGAAUACAAAAAAACAGAGGCUACACUGGCAAACCAGGAGAAAGCGUGUCACUCUGUGAUAGGAACUCUUCUGCAACACCAGAACAAACUGCAUGACAAAGUCCAACGGAAAGCAAAUGUCGAUAACAGCAAUUUACAAGAAUUGGUACAACUAAAAACUGCAAUCACUACAAAACUUGAGGAGUUGUCAAACAAUUUAAUGUCUUUUUACAAGUUAGAAGAAGAAUUCAAAGCGAAUGCAACAGAUAAUGCAAACAGCCUUUUAGGUGCAAUAGCUGAAAAUUUAGAAAUGUGUUUCAAGGAUGUUGGAGAAUUCAGAGACAGAAUCAAAGAAUUAAACAAUAGUACAUUGAAUGUGGGGCAAAAAUUGGUGGAUGUAUUGAAUGGACUGGUACAGAGCUGUAGAGAUGCCGAUGAUAAGCAUCACAUAAUUAUGAAGAUACUUCAAAGUAACAUAGCCAGUAAUGGGUUCACUGCCAUGGAAAAUAUGUGCUCAACUAUUGAAGACUUCAAACGUUUUUGCACCUGCAAUAAAAAUAAUGUUGAAAAGUCUUAUGCAAAAAUUCAAGAAGUUGAAGCAGAAGCAGAGUGUAAUGCCCAAAAGAUCAGUUGUACAUUGAAGAACAUCAUGGAACUGAUGAACACCUUCAGAGAAAAAUGCUGUGCAACUAUUGUGGAAGCAGGCCAAGUUGAAACGAAAGCAACAUUAGCAGCAGAGAAAGCUAGACAAAUAGUUGAGGCUGUUGAAGAACUGGAUAUCCUGACUGAUGAAGUCGAGCAAGAGGCAGAAACAGUUGAAGUUACAUUGGCUGGCUACAGCGAGAACAUCAGCGACUCGAAGACUUCCGUCAUUAACGAUAUUGUGGAGUAUCUGACUCAGCUCCCUUUAACCACUAAGAAAACAUUCGAGAACAGAGAAGCAGAUAAAUUGUUUGUGGAAAGUGUUCCUGAGGAGGUGGAAUAUUUCAUAUCAGAGGUGAACAAUCUUCUGAACAGACUUUACUCAAGGAACAAUCACGAAUUUGAUGGGAAUUUUAAGUCCAUUAGAGCAAUCAAAACUGAAGUGGGACACAAGAUCCAGGCUGUCCACGAUGCAUUCCAAGUCAACAUAGAUGAGAAUGUACAUAAGAUAAAGAAGUUUCAAAAAUACGAGGAAUGCUUUUACAACAGAAUAAAAAAGCGGACAGUUGGAAUUUGAGCAGUGUUCAGAAAGAGGGCUAAGAGAUAUCUACAAUGAAUAUUACAACCACAAAGGUUCCAUAAAGACAGAGGAAUCUAAGAUCAUUAAGGCGUUCAGCAACAUCGUCGAACAUGCUAAAGUCUUCAAGUACAGGCCAGACGCUCCCCUAGGU